AGGGGAGCCAAUAGGCGGGAGUUAUUCCGGUGGCUGCAGCACGCCAUUACAGGAUUUGAAGCUCCGAGUUGAACAAUGGUUCUCGGCCGCUCCGGCCACGAUUUGUGAAUAUUUCCCGCAUUUAUGGAAGUGAAUUUAUUAGAAAAAUCAUAUAUAUAGCAAGUGGGUGAUCAGGCGGAGGCGUGUAGUGAGUGUGGCGAGUGUGUGUAGUGGUGAAGUGUAUGGUGAGAACUGUGGUAGUGAUGGUGGCGGCGGCGGCCAUGUUGCUCUACCCUCCCCGGGCUCCUCUCUUAUAGCAGCCUCCUGCUCCCUAGGCCUGCCCUGGGCCUGCCCUGGGCCUGCCCUAGGCCUGCCCUGGCCCGCUCCUGGCCCCACGCCCUAGGCUCGGCCCUGGCCACCACGCUGCAGACAUGUAUCCCGCCCCGAGGCCUCCAGGAGCUUUUCAGUUGGUCGCCUCGACGAGGGACGUGAAUACAUCGGGUCCUCCUGCGCCGCCUGCCGGGCCUGGACAACUCAAGUUCACCAUCGCUGAGACCUGCGACCGCAUCAAGGAGGAGUUCAACUUCCUGCAGUCCCAGUAUCACGC
Molecule: messenger RNA, 586 nt
Organism: Procambarus clarkii (red swamp crayfish)
Lineage: Eukaryota; Metazoa; Arthropoda; Malacostraca; Decapoda; Cambaridae
Source: RefSeq, a predicted model, not a curated record